Messenger RNA from Archocentrus centrarchus (flier cichlid), 2704 nucleotides. It is a transcript of the gene cdc7, whose product is annotated as cell division cycle 7 homolog (S. cerevisiae). The record is from RefSeq and is a predicted model, not a curated record. Bases 566 to 2140 code for a protein of 524 amino acids. Gene Ontology annotation, molecular function: protein serine/threonine kinase activity; ATP binding. NCBI's taxonomy places the organism in Eukaryota, Metazoa, Chordata, Actinopteri, Cichliformes, Cichlidae. The transcript is spliced from 12 exons. Gene Ontology annotation, cellular component: nucleus. Gene Ontology annotation, biological process: protein phosphorylation; mitotic DNA damage checkpoint signaling.
GGCAAGCAAAGGAGGAAGUCCGUAGUGAUAGAUGUAACAAUACCAAGAGAUGGCAACAUCAAGAGGAAGGAACAGGAGAAGCUCGAUAAAUACCAAGGGCUGAGAGAAGAGCUAGAGAGGAUGUGGAAGGUGAAGGCCACAGCGGUCCCCUCAGGGCAGUGACCCCAAAACUAAAUUCAAACGAGCAAAUCUGUUCUGUAAACUGAAACUAAAGUAAAUUCAAACCAACAACUCAAAACCCAAUAAAAAGAAAACUAAUUAAAAAAUACUCAACUGUUAAUUUGGCAGUGUAACAUCUCAUUUAGGUUACACCUCAUUAUCACGGAUAUCACGUGAUUUCUGCUGCUGUAACGCGAGAUUUCUUUGACGUCACUUUUAGCGCGGAGUUUGUUGUUGGCGGAUAAGCUCGAGUCCGAAAGUGCGUACAAAGUUAUUCAGCUACGACCCGUGCGGAAUACGUGCCUAUAAUUAAUGUUUUACCGGUAGAGAUAUUGGUCGGGACUACAUGGUGACUUUAUAAAGCAUUCAUCUGAGAUACUUUUGGACUUUACAGCCAGCUGAGGCGAUGGAGUUUUCUCCUGUCUGCACUCCUGAGGACAUCAGCACAGACGGAUGCAUUAUCAAACCUGACAGAGGUCGCAGGAAGCGGAAAGUUUCACGGGAUGUGGAGAUGGACAUUGAGUUUCUUUACAAAGCUGUUCCUCAGCUCGCCAAGGUUUUCCGCAUCAUAGACAAAAUUGGAGAAGGUACCUUCAGCUCAGUAUACUUAGGUGAGGCACAGAUGCGAGAUGGGACGAAAGAGAUGUUUGCACUGAAGCACCUCAUCCCAACUAGCCAUCCUACACGCAUUGCUGCUGAGCUUCAAUGUCUAACAGUUGCAGGAGGCAGAGAGAAUGUGGUGGGGGUGACCUACUGCUUCAGGAAGGAGGACCAUGUGGUCAUUGUAAUGCCCUACAUGGAGCAUCAAGCCAUCGUGGACAUCAUUGGGUCACUAAGUUUUGAAGAGGUUCGCCUGUACAUCUACCACCUGUUAAAGGCCCUGAAACACAUCCACCAGUUUGGCAUCAUUCAUCGAGACAUCAAACCAAACAAUUUUCUCUACAACAGAAAGAGGAAAACGUACGCACUGGUGGAUUUCGGCCUUGCUCAGGGUACAUGUGACACCCAGAUUGAGCUGCUGAAGGAUUUGACAGGACUACGCAAAUCAUCACGGCCUGUGUUUGGAGAGAGGAACCUGAACAGCUACACACCAGCGCCCACCAACACCAAACAAGCUGCCAUUAAGACAGAAGUGGUAAAACCAAGGAGAACAGAUGAUGCAGCCAGCCAGAAGUACUCUUCAGCCACCUGGGGUCCCCUCCCCGUCAGGACCCAGACCAGCAGUCAGAAACCCGUACAACAAGGCCUAACCUGUAACUGCUACCUUACUGACAGGGUCUGCAAUAUCUGCUUGUCUAGAAAGCCGCAGGUGGCACCCAGGGCUGGAACUCCAGGGUUUAGAGCACCAGAAGUCCUCACAAAGUGUCCCAACCAAGGCACAGCCAUAGACAUGUGGUCAGCUGGUGUGAUCCUGCUCUCAUUGCUCAGUGGCCGUUACCCAUUCUUUAAAGCCAGUGACGACCUCAUUGCGCUCGCUCAGAUCAUGACCAUACGAGGCUCCAGAGAGACCGUCAAGGCUGCCAAGUCAUUUGGUAAAGCAGUGGUGUGCAGUCGGGAGCUCCCUCGACAGGACCUCAGGACCCUGUGUGAGACGCUCAGAGGACGGAGGCCAUCACCAGAUAACGAAGUCACACCACUUCCUGAAGCUACAAGAAAUUCCUCUGAGGCCCGUCAUCGCAAGAUCCAAGAUGAUACGCCCACACACCGCCCCACUGAAGCAACAUUCAAGCCACACAAAGAGGAAGCAGGUGAAAGUCCUGCAGCACUUUUGUGUACUCAUCCAAACAACCAGAAAGAUUCAAGCAGUAAAAACGCCACAGCUCGCCGUCCAACACAGAGAAAGGCGGAGGAGGAUGAAGGUGGAUGGGACAGAGUUCCUGAUGAGGCCUACGACCUGCUAGAUAAGCUGCUGGAUCUGAACCCUUCCACCAGGAUCACAGCUACUCAGGCUCUACAGCACCCGCUGUUCAAAGACCUGUGAAACUGUGUGGUCAGAGCACCAGAAAUCUGUUUGACAGUAAAACUAUGAUGUCCCAGGCUGUCAUGUACUGGUUCUGCAGUUAUGUAGCAACGUGAUAAUGGGGCAUUAGAGAGAACUUUUGAUCCUUGUGAUGUGGUGCAGUUUUUUCCCAUCCAAUCAGAUUUCUUUAAAAAACAAUCACACUUAAAUGUAAAUGUUUAUGUGAAUCGGCUUUGGCUUCAUGGCUGACAGAGUGCACUUAAAAUGAUUUGUAUUCGUGGCAGCUAUGGCAUAGACUACAGAACUGUAAAGAAAAGCAUUUUAAAAAUCUUGUACAUGGUUUAAGUGUUUUACAUAUUCUUGCUACAACUCAUCACCUUUUAAAGAGGGAAUAAUUCAUGUUUACAGUAGUCACUCCUGAGUCACUGCCAUAAGAGGUGAUCGUUCCUUAACUACAGAAAGGCUUUUAAUUUGAAGGUGCACAUAAACGCCAUCUGUGUUUGUAUGAAUGCUGCAUGAGAGCGUGUAUAUGAUCCCAGUUUAUUUAUUUAAAACACUGCCCCAGUUCAGAUUCAUAAUAAAGGC